Messenger RNA from Myotis davidii, 2145 nucleotides. RefSeq names its product ADAM metallopeptidase domain 2 (gene ADAM2). The record is from RefSeq and is a predicted model, not a curated record. Lineage: Eukaryota; Metazoa; Chordata; Mammalia; Chiroptera; Vespertilionidae. Gene Ontology annotation, biological process: binding of sperm to zona pellucida; proteolysis; cell adhesion. Gene Ontology annotation, cellular component: plasma membrane. Bases 1 to 2145 code for a protein of 714 amino acids. The transcript has 19 exons. Gene Ontology annotation, molecular function: metalloendopeptidase activity.
AUGCUGAGGUUUCUGUUUCUGCUCUUUGGGCUCAUCGGGCUCCACACAGACAGUAGUGAUUCUGAGCUACUACUACCUGUUCAAAUUAUAAUUCCGGAGAAAAAACGGUCAACAUCAAGAGAUGGAGUUGAAACAAAUGUGUCUUACAACAUUGUAAUUGAUGGGAAAACAUACACUGUGAACUUGAUGCAAAAAGCUUUCUUGCCUCCUAGUUUUAGAGUUUAUGGUUAUAAUGGCACAGGAUAUAUGAAGCCCUUUGAACAACAGAUUCAGAAUUUUUGCUACUACCAAGGGCAUAUUGAAGGGUAUCCAAAUUCUAUGGUGAUCCUUAGCACAUGUACUGGACUCAGGGGCUUACUACAGUUUGAAAAUAUAAGUUAUGGAAUUGAGCCCUUAGAACCUUCAGUUGGUUUUGAACAUGUGAUUUACCAAGUAAAUAAUAAGAAUACCGGUGCUUCUUUAUAUACUGAGGAGGAUAUUGAUCCAAGAGACUUGCCCUUUAAAAUACAAAGUGUACAGUCACCUACAGAUUUCUCUAGUUAUAUAGAAAUGCAUGUUGUAGUUGAAAAAAAUUUGUAUACUCAUAUGGGUUCUGAUACGGCUAUUGUCACUCAAAAAAUUUUUCAAUUAAUUGGAUUGACUAAUGCUAUUUUUACUUCAUUUAAUAUUACAAUAAUUCUGUCUUCACUGGAGCUUUGGAUAGAUGAAAAUAAAAUGCCAGUAACAGGAGAUGUUAAUGAAUUAUUACACAAAUUCUUAAAAUGGAAAAGGUCUUAUCUUGUUUUGCGUCCACAUGAUAUGGCAUUUUUACUUGUUUACAGAGAAAAAUCAGAUUAUGUUGGUGCAACCUUUCAAGGAAAGAUGUGUGAUAGACAAUUUGGAGGAGGCAUUGCUGUGCACCCCAAAACCCUAAGUCUGGAAUCACUUGCAGUCAUUAUAGCUCAAUUACUGAGCCUUAGUAUGGGAAUAGCUUAUGAUGACAUUGACAAAUGCCAGUGUUCAGGAGCUGUCUGCAUAAUGAACCCAGAAGCAAUUCAUUCCAGUGGUGUGAAGAUCUUUAGUAACUGCAGCAUGGAAGAUUUUGCACAUUUUAUUUCAAAGCCAAAAUCCCAAUGUCUUCGAAAUCAUCCACGUUUAGAUCCAUCAUAUAAAGCUGGAGUUUGUGGUAAUAAAAAAGUGGAAGAUGGAGAAACAUGUGACUGUGGGACUGCAGAUUUUUCACCAAAAGGAACUCCAUGCAGGAGUUCCAUACAUGAAUGUGAUCUCCCUGAAUAUUGCAAUGGAUCUUCUGGAGAAUGUCAAGAGGAUUUUUAUGUUCAGGAUGGUCAUCCAUGUGAACAGAAUAAAUGGCUCUGCGUACAGGGAAACUGUAAGAGUAUCGAAUCACAAUGUGCAGAUGCAUUUGGUGAAGGUAUUUCUUUAGGUGCAGCUCCUCCAGAGUGUUUUAAAUACCUUAAUUCUAUGACUGAUAGAUCUGGCAGCUGUGGUGCAGAUGCUUCAGGAUACAAGAAGUGUAAUCCUGAUGAUGUGAUGUGUGGAAAAUUAAUAUGUAAACAUGAAGGUGAAAAUAUACUUGAAAGUAACAGCGCCAUUAUUAUUUAUACUAAUGUAAAUGGAAAUAUCUGUGUCGCAUUGGAAUAUAAAUAUGAUCAUCCUGACAGCGAUAAGAUGUGGGUAAAAGAUGGAACUGUUUGUGGUACAAAUAAGUUGUGCAGGAAACAGAAGUGUAUAGAUAAUGACUUGAACUAUGACUGUACUCCACAAAAAUGCCACAAUCAAGGUGUAUGCAAUAAUAAAAAAAACUGCCACUGUAAUCCCAAAUAUUUACCUCCAGAUUGCCAAAAUGAAGAAGAUUCAUUUCCUGGCGGGAGUGUUGACAGUGGCAAUUUUCUAGCUGUUGCAACAACACCAGCCCAAGCCCAAAGACACUAUGUUGAGAAUGUUUAUCCUUCCAAACCUACGAGAUGGCCAUUUUUCCUACUCAUUCCUUUUUGUGUUGUUCUCAGUAUAAUGAUAAUAACCCUGGUAAAAGUUUAUUUACAAAGAAAGAAAUGGAAAACUGAGGACUAUACAAGCGAUGAGGAACUUGAAAGUGAGAGUGAAUCCAAGAGUAGCCUGGAAAACAGAGACUCCAUAAUAUCAUAG